This is a messenger RNA of Anastrepha obliqua, 1482 nucleotides long. RefSeq names its product casein kinase I. The transcript has 4 exons. The record is from RefSeq and is a predicted model, not a curated record. Gene Ontology annotation, molecular function: ATP binding; protein serine/threonine kinase activity. Gene Ontology annotation, biological process: peptidyl-serine phosphorylation; negative regulation of canonical Wnt signaling pathway; signal transduction. Gene Ontology annotation, cellular component: cytoplasm; nucleus. NCBI's taxonomy places the organism in Eukaryota, Metazoa, Arthropoda, Insecta, Diptera, Tephritidae. Bases 246 to 1277 code for a protein of 343 amino acids.
GAACAAUUUUUCAUUUGUAUGUGGUUAUAGAAAAUUCCGUAUUCCGAAUCUUUGUGCGAUAUAUGCAUAUCUUGGAAGUGUUGAAAUUUGUACAAUUGGUAGUGUUAUAAUUUUAGAAUACACAUUUGGAGUAGGAUAUUCUCGCCAAAGCAUUGUUUGUGUGGUAAGAAACCUAGGAAUCUGCCAUCCAAGAAAGAUUGGCAGUAUAAGUAUUGGAUAUUUGCCAAAUACAAUUUUCUAUCAGUAUGGAGAAGUUACGACUCAUGAAAGAUAAUCGCUCAGAAAUAAUUGUUGGCGGGAAAUACAGAAUAAUUCGAAAAAUAGGUAGUGGAUCGUUUGGAGAUAUUUAUCUGGGAAUGAGUAUACAAAGUGGUGAAGAAGUCGCCGUGAAAAUGGAAAGCGCAAACGCACGGCAUCCACAACUUUUAUAUGAAGCAAAACUCUAUCGAAUUCUAACUGGUGGAGUUGGUAUCCCUAGAAUUCGAUAUCAUGGCAAAGAAAAAAAUUUUAAUACUUUGGUUAUGGAUCUUCUUGGACCUUCUCUAGAAGAUUUGUUUAAUUUUUGUACGCGGCAUUUUACUAUUAAAACGGUGCUAAUGCUGGUGGAUCAAAUGAUUGGACGCCUUGAAUAUAUCCAUUUAAAGUGCUUUAUUCACAGGGAUAUUAAACCCGAUAACUUUCUAAUGGGCAUCGGCCGCCAUUGCAAUAAACUUUUUUUGAUUGAUUUUGGUUUAGCUAAAAAAUAUCGUGAUCCCGUUACCCGCGUUCACAUAACAUAUCGUGAGGAUAAAAAUUUAACAGGAACAGCACGAUAUGCUUCGAUAAAUGCGCAUUUGGGUAUCGAGCAGUCUAGAAGAGAUGAUAUGGAAUCACUGGGCUAUGUUAUGAUGUAUUUUAACCGCGGAGUUCUACCUUGGCAGGGCAUGAAAGCAAAUAAUAAACAACAAAAAUAUGAAAAAAUUUCUGAAAAGAAAAUGUCUACACCAAUUGAAACACUUUGCAAAGGAUUUCCAGCCGAGUUCUCAAUGUAUCUUAAUUAUUGCCGCAGCUUGCGAUUCGAGGAACAACCAGAUUACAUGUAUCUCCGGCAGCUUUUCAGAAUCCUAUUUAGAACAUUGAACCACCAUUAUGAUUAUGUCUACGAUUGGACUAUGUUGAAACAAAAAACACAUCAAGGGCAACCAAAUCCAGCAAUAAUGCUAGGACAAGCUGAGUCACGCAACGAACGUGAAAAGGAAAAAGAUAAACAGGGUGGAAAACCGAUGAUAUCUGAUUAAAACCAAUUGUAAUAACUCGUGAAAUCAUACGCGUAUUUUCUAGGAAUACAACUGGAAUUUGAUUGUAGUAAAUAAUGCAAAUACAUUUUGCACAUCCGAGGGAUAUUGAUAUAUAAUUUACAAUAACUACUGUACACAAUUUGAAUUACGCCAAUAAAGACUAAUUGUUUUAAACCUGCAAAAGGAAAUUGAAAACAAUACAAUA